ACAAGCAGCACACCACAGCACAUCGCCGCCACACAAUGGCCACGCGUGCGCAAACACAGUACAACCCCCAGCCCGCCUUUGAACCAGAGUCCUUCGCCUCGUCCCCGCAGCGCCAGACCCGCGGUGGCAACGGCGCCAACCGACGUUACCGUCGCCCUCGCUCGCCCCUCCUCGACCACCAGGGCGAAGUCCAUUUCUACAGCGGCAGCGACGAGCCGCCGUCGCCCUCAAGAGCGAGUCCCAAGCGCGGAUCCGCGCCGCAACGCAGCAGCGGCCGCCCCUCGUCCAUGGCCGCUGUCGACGCUAUGCAAGCCCGUGCCAAACACGCCAGUCUCCCCUCGUCCUCUGGCCCCCAAGCCCAGGGACGGCCCCCCUCCUACCCCGGCGACGAAGCCAUGGACGACCGCGGCGCCCCGAUGCGAGGUCCCCCAGCCGAUGCCCGCCGUCGCGCCGAGCGUCAAGCCCGUCGCACGUCUGUUUCUGGUGGUGCUGCCCCCGCCCCCACGGGCUACGGUGCCCCUCCUCCUGGACCCGGCCAGCAGAUCCCCAACGGAUCCCCGCGCGGGCCCUCCCACAGCGGCUCCCCCCGCACAAACGCCCCCAACGGCCGCCGCAGCCCACCUCUGCCGUCGCAGCAGCAGCAGCAGCACCUUUCGGCCCCCACCCUGCAGCAGGCCUCGGAAAUCUCCCGCCUCAGCAGCCCCAGCAUCAACCAGAGCGUCCUGCAGCCCCUCGAGAAGAAGAUGAAGGAGUACCGCGCCCUCAUGGCCGAUGCCGAAGCCGACAUGGCCCAGCUCGACGAAGAGCUGCGCAUCCUCACCGAGCGCCGCCGUCAGGCCGAGGACCGCUUCGUCGAUGCCCGCGGCCGGCACGACGACUAUGAGCGCCAGCACGCUGACGUCGAAAGGGCAUUGCGCGGUGAUUUCUCGGCGCCAGCGCCGGGGCAGCUCGCGUCCCAACAGACGCUGCAGAGGGGCGAGCCGCAGCAGGUGACCAUCCAGCCGGGCCCGCAGGGGCGUCCGUUGGGGCCGUCGCAGCAGCAGUCAUGGACCAUGGCAAGGGCGCCGAGCAUGGACAGCUUCGAUGACCGGCCCGGCACGGGGCAGAGCUUGGCGAGUCGGCAGCCGAAGAAGAGGGGGAACCGGUUUGGGAUCAAGCUGUGGUAG
Molecule: messenger RNA, 1166 nt
Organism: Verticillium dahliae VdLs.17
Lineage: Eukaryota; Fungi; Ascomycota; Sordariomycetes; Glomerellales; Plectosphaerellaceae
Exons: 1
Coding region: 36-1166 (376 amino acids)
Source: RefSeq, a predicted model, not a curated record